ACAUAAUAACAUUUUCUCUCUUUACAAAACGCCGUUCUCUUCUCCAUUUUCUGCAUUCUAUUCUACUCUCCACGUGCAUUUUCUUUCCUCUAACGAAACCCUUGUUUACUUCUUUCCUUGUUACUUUCAAUCCAAAAAAUCAAAAUCACCUUCAAUUUCCCCUCAGAGAGAAUAAUGAACUCCGAUUCAAUUCACUGAGUUGAACCGGAGAAAGAUCUGAGUCAGUGUGAACGAUUUAACGCGCUUAUGGGUGGUUCUGGUUCCAAACUUGAGAAGGCUCUCGGUGAUAAUUUUCCUGAAGGAGAACAUUACUUCGGCCUUGAGAAUUUUGGCAAUACCUGUUAUUGCAACAGCGUUUUGCAGGCUCUAUACUUUUGUGUUCCAUUUCGAGAACAAUUGCUACAGUAUUAUGGAAAAAACAAAAACAUGCCGGAUGCAGAGGAAAAUCUUUUGACUUGCCUAGCUGACUUAUUUUCGCAGAUAAGUUCCCAGAAGAGGAAAACAGGUGUAAUUGCUCCCAAACGAUUUGUACAGAGGUUGAAAAAACAGAAUGAACUCUUCCGUAGCUAUAUGCACCAGGACGCCCAUGAAUUCUUAAACUAUUUGUUAAAUGAACUUGUUGACAUUCUGGAAAAAGAGGCCCAGAUUGCAAAAGACAAUCGAGAGACAUUACUACCUUCAGAGAAGAUUGCGAAUGGACCAAAAAAUGGUUUAUCUAAUGGUGCUAAAAAAGAGCCGCCUUUAGCUACUUGGGUGCACAAAAAUUUCCAGGGAAUACUUACCAAUGAGACAAGGUGCUUGCAAUGUGAAACAGUAACGGCUAGGGAUGAAACAUUUUUCGACUUGAGUCUUGAUAUUGAACAAAACAGUUCCAUUACAAGUUGCUUGAAAAAUUUCAGUUCAACGGAGACAUUGAAUGCUGAAGACAAAUUUUUUUGUGACAAGUGCUGCAGUUUGCAAGAAGCUCAAAAGAGGAUGAAGAUAAAGAGACCGCCUCGUGUUUUAGUCAUUCAUCUUAAGCGGUUUAAGUACAUGGAACAACUGGGCCGCUACAAGAAACUGUCUUACCGUGUGGUUUUUCCCCUUGAGCUCAGGUUGAGUGAUACAGAUGAAGAAGCAGAUAUUGAGUAUUCUCUAUUUGCUGUAGUUGUCCAUGUUGGGAGUGGGCCUAAUCAUGGGCAUUAUGUUUGCCUUGUAAAAAACCAUAACCACUGGUUAUGUUUUGACGACGAAACUGUUGAGGCGGUUGAUGAAGCUGCUGUUCAAACAUUCUUUGGGUCAACUCAAGAAUUCAACAAUAAUACAGACCAUGGUUAUAUUUUGUUCUACGAGAGCGUUAACAGAAACUAAACAGAGUAGAGCCUUACCAGUUUUAGGUACUUGAAUAUUUUAGACUUUCCUUGUUCAUCUGUUUGGUUAUCAAUUAUUUUCUCUUUACGAUUUUCCUUAAUCAAUCUGCUUGAGGUGUGAUACCUUCAAGACAGCAUACAGUUGUGAAAAUGUAUACUAGGUGGUUGGCAUGUACAGCUGAUAGUGAAAGCACUGAUUUUUUUAAAAAACUUUUCGCAUAACAGAUACACCACAAUGCAUUCAUGGUUAAGUGUUAAAUGUUCAAUUAUAGUUAGAAACACAAUGCAAUGGUAGUUACUUUUAAGCACCUUUUUGCACUCACAGAAGAUCGUUAUAUAAAAGGGACAUGAAUUAUUUUCUACAUUUUGUUUUACAAGAGCUUGCUGGGAAGUGUGAUGAACAAAAGCAUUCACAAAGUGAUUAAUGUAUUGAAUCAUGGAGCAUUGUUUCUAAAGUGAUUAAUGCCAGUUGUAGUUGCUUGAAAUUGAAACUCAAAUAGAUUUAUAUUCUUUUGUUGUGUAUAUUCUAAGGUGACUGAACUAGUAGGAUUCAGUAGCUACUUAUGUUGAAGUUAUUCAGAACUCAAGUUAAAGAAUGAAUUUAUCCAUCUGGAAUAAAAUCGAAUUAUAACUGGGAAGUCCAUAGAAUCGAAGUAUUGUACAAAAGGAGAAGCUAAUUAUUUAGUUUGUUGUGAUCGCCGGGUUAACUUGAAAUUCUG
Messenger RNA from Vicia villosa (hairy vetch), 2068 nucleotides. RefSeq names its product ubiquitin carboxyl-terminal hydrolase 4-like. Lineage: Eukaryota; Viridiplantae; Streptophyta; Magnoliopsida; Fabales; Fabaceae. Gene Ontology annotation, cellular component: cytosol; nucleus. Bases 247 to 1350 code for a protein of 367 amino acids. Gene Ontology annotation, biological process: protein deubiquitination. The transcript is spliced from 6 exons. Gene Ontology annotation, molecular function: cysteine-type deubiquitinase activity; cysteine-type endopeptidase activity. The record is from RefSeq and is a predicted model, not a curated record.